CUAUAUUGUAUAUAUACUAACAACUGUAUAUAUAUAUAAAAUAACGUGUGUGGGCUGUUAACCGUUGCUGCUGCACUUCUCAUAACAUUACAAAGAAGGGGAAAGUUUUUAUUGGAGAUUAGAAAAAUGUGGCCCGGGGGUGGUAUUGUCACCUCUUGCGGCAAGCAACGAUACCUGACGUCUGGGUUUACCUGUAUCAUUGGGUUGAUUCUUGUUGUUUGGUGCACACCCUCAACAAAUGCAGUGAUAUGUCGUGAUCCUCUAAAAUGCAAUUGCACAGGAAUAAAAGGAACACCAGGUUAUCCAGGAAUAGGUGGACCACAAGGACCAGAAGGUGAUCCUGGUGAAAUUGGUCCAGAUGGUCCAGAUGGUCCAAAGGGUGAAAAAGGUGCUGGUGGUGAACAUGGUGGUACCGGUGAAAAAGGCUAUCGAGGAGAAUUUGGUAUCCAAGGUUUCACUGGAACUUCAGGUUUAUCUGGACAUCCAGGUAAUGAGGGAGUUCGAGGACCAGAUGGUUUAGAUGGUUGUAAUGGAACUGAUGGAAGAGCUGGAGCACCAGGUUUACCUGGUACAUAUGGACCAAGAGGUCAAGUUGGUGCUGAUGGUGAUUUUGGUCCAACUGGUGAACCUGGUGAUGGAGGAAUUAAUUCAGUUGGAGUUAAAGGAGAAAGAGGAGUUCCUGGUUUUGAUGGACCAAAAGGAUACGAUGGCGGUUAUGGAAUGCGAGGAGAACAUGGUACUCCAGGUUCAACUGGUGAUAUUGGAUAUCAAGGUGAACCAGGUCUACCAGGUCUUAAGGGAGAUACUGGUGAUGAUAUUCAUGGUGACAAAGGACAAGUUGGUGAGCCGGGUGAUCGAGGUGAACCUGGACCAAACAGUGAACAGUAUACAAAAAACGAAGAAACAAUUCCAGUUAAAGGACCUCAAGGACCUAAAGGAAUGCGUGGUGAUUAUGGUCUUAGAGGAAGAACUGGACCUAUUGGAGAUCGAGGACCAAUUGGAAGACCUGGUUUUUUGGGCAUAAAAGGUGUCAAAGGUGAACAGGGUGGUGAUGGACAAAGAGGUAAACAAGGUAUCAAUGGUCCAGCUGGACCAGCUGGUGAAAAAGGAGAAAAAGGAGCACCUGGAUAUGCUGGUCUUCCUGGAGUUGAUGGACUAGAUGGUGAAAUUGGAGAAGAUGGAAACACUGGUCCACCUGGAAAACAAGGUUCAGCUGGUGAAAAAGGACAAUAUAUACCGGAACUUGAUGAAAUUGUUAGUGGACCAAUUGGAAUUCAAGGAGAUCUUGGUCCACCGGGUGCAAUUGGACAAUCUGGAAUUCCUGGAAAUCCUGGUUUAGUUGGAUACAUUGGACCUCCAGGAAUACCUGGUCCUCAAGGAUCACCUGGUUUAGCUGGACCAAAAGGAACAUCAGUUAAAGGAGAACAAGGUGAUGAUGGAUUACCUGGUCCAAUGGGAGCACAAGGUCCUUUAGGUCGACCUGGUUUACCUGGAACAAUUGGAGCUAAAGGUUUUCCUGGUAUGUCAAUAACUGGACCACCAGGACCUGAUGGAAAACCAGGAUAUGAUGGAUUUGAUGGACCUCUUGGUGAUCGUGGAGAACCUGGUGACCCUGGUCCAAAGGGUUUUCCGGGUAAAGGAGUACGUUUUCAAGGACCUCGUGGUGAAGAUGGUCUUCCAGGAAUACCUGGUACUCCCGGUAAGAGUGGAUGGCCUGGAUACACCGGGCUAAAAGGUUUUAAAGGUUUACGUGGUGACGACUGUGGAGUUUGCGCUCCAGGCUUACCAGGAGUCAAAGGAGAACGAGGUGAUUCAGGCAGAGAUGGAUAUCCAGGUACACCAGGAUUUGCUGGUUUACCUGGGCCAAGAGGUUUUAAAGGUAAACACGGAAAGCCAGGUAUUACUGGCUCUAUGGGUCUUGAUGGUGAAGAUGGUAGACCGGGAACAGCUGGAUUACAAGGACCAAGAGGUUUACCUGGUCAAAUUAUUUGGCCAGAAUCAUCACAAAAAUUACAACCAUUACCUGGUGAUAUUGGUGACAAGGGUUUACCAGGUAUUGAAGGUUUACGUGGACCACGUGGAAGACCUGGUCAAGCUGGUGAAACAGGAUUAGUGGGACCAACUGGAGAAAAAGGUGAUUUCGGAGUUCCUGGUAUAUCUGGACAAGAUGGUUUUCCAGGUUUAGAUGGUAUACCUGGUGAAAAAGGAGAUGCUGCUGAUAUUCCUAUUGUAUUUUUACGUGGUGACCCUGGUUUUAAUGGUAAACCAGGUCAAAAAGGUAUCAAGGGAGAUCCUGGUGCAAAAGGUCAAGAAGGAGAGUCUUCUGCUUAUAACAUUGACUUUAGUGGUGAUAAAGGUGUUAAAGGACAGCCUGGAUCUGAAGGUGCCCAAGGAUUGAAAGGUCAGCAAGGUCAAAUUGGUGACGAGGGUCUGCCAGGUCCUAAGGGUUUUCAAGGACUACCUGGAUUAUCAAUUCAAGGACCAGAAGGCUUGAAAGGAUAUCCUGGAAUGCCUGGUAAUGAGGGUCCACGUGGACUCGCUGGUGAACCUGGUAAAAUAGGAUUUACAGGAAAAAUGGGACCAUUGGGACAAAAAGGAGAAAGAGGUGAUAUCGGAACUAAUUUAUUGUAUGGUGAAAUUGGAGAGCCAGGAUACCAUGGUGAAAAAGGUGAUUACGGUUUCGAAGGACCUACUGGUCUUCGCGGAAGAAAUGGUCCUGAUGGACCAACAGGAUUAAAGGGUGGUAAAGGAGCUCCAGGAUUUGCAGGUCUAUCUGGUCUUCAGGGAUCUAAAGGUGUCAGAGGUGAUAGUAUCCAAGGCCCUCGUGGUUUUCCAGGUCUUUCUGGUGAACCUGGUUUUAAUGGAAUGUUUGGUGACACUGGUUCAAUUGGACCAGAUGGUCCACCAGGUUUUGAUGGUAUGAAAGGUUUAAAAGGUGAAAUUGGUUUCUUUGGUCGUCGUGGUAUUGAUGGAGAUAUUGGACCAAUUGGUUAUCCUGGUAGAGAAGGAAUGCAAGGUCUACCAGGACCAUAUGGAGAAGAAGGUGAUGUUGGAGAAAUGGGUGAACCUGGCCCACCUGGUUUUCAAGGUCUUGAUGGUAUUGAUGGACCAUUUGGAGCUAAAGGAGAAAUUGGUGAUGAUGGAUAUCAAGGAUUUCCAGGUAUAACUGGACCAAUUGGAAAACAAGGUGAAACUGGUGAUCCUGGUUAUGAUGGUAUACCUGGUGAACGUGGUGAAAAUUCAUUCAGUGGACCACAAGGAGAUAUUGGAGAGCCUGGUUUAAUUGGAGAAGAUGGAUUACCUGGUUUACCUGGUUUUGAUGGUCGUCCUGGUCUUGCUGGUGAACCUGGACGUGAUACAUAUGGAUUUGAUGGUUCUAUUGGACAAAAAGGUGAACCAGGUUACAAUGGACGUGAUGGAAGAAUUGGCAUCAAGGGAGAAAUUGGUGAUAUGGGUCUUGAUGGUGAAAAAGGAAAACAAGGUGAUAUUGGUAUAAAAGGUUAUAUGGGUGGACCAGGAUACAAUGGAAGACCUGGUGAAAAAGGUGAAAUUGGACCUGCUGGUCCAAUUGGUUAUGAUGGUGAAAAAGGAAAACGUGGAUUAUACGGUGAGCCUGGUAAAAUUGGUCGUCCUGGAAAACCUGGUGAUGCUGGUCCACGAGGUUUUCCAGGUAUACCUGGUGUUCAAGGACCAAAGGGUGAAUCUGGUGAACCUGGUUUGGCUUCAUAUCUUGAUGCUGAUAAGGGUGAUUAUGGUGAUGCUGGAUUCCAUGGUUUACCAGGUAAAAAAGGAGAACGAGGUGAAGUUGGUAGAAUUGGUUCACGUGGACGUAAGGGAGCUGAUGGUGACUUUGGAUAUGCUGGACCAGAUGGAUUUGAAGGUAUAUUAGGUCUACCUGGACUUCCUGGUGAUCAAGGACCUCGUGGUUUGCCUGGUAUACCUGGUCAAUUUGCUGAACGUGGUGAACCAGGAAUGGCUGGUUUGAAUGGAAUUCCAGGACAAUAUGGUUUACAUGGAGCAAAAGGUGCACCUGGUGAAUAUGGACCAAAUGGACCAAAAGGUAUUGAAGGAGAUGCUGGAAGAAGUUCUCGUGGUCCCAAAGGAAUUCAAGGAGAUUAUGGUAUUCGAGGUUUUGAAGGUGCACCUGGUAAACCUGGAAAUCCAGGUAUGAUAGGUUGGCCAGGACAACCUGGACCAAAAGGUUUUACUGGUGAGCCAGGUUAUUCAGCGCAUGCUGCAAAAGGUAUAAUGGGUGAUGUUGGAUAUGCUGGUUUUGACGGCAGACAUGGACUCAAAGGUGAAAGAGGAAAUCCCGGAAGAGAUGGUGUACCUGGUUAUCGUGGUUUAAAAGGUAUACGAGGUGAUACUGGUGAACCAGGUUUACCUGGUCUUACUGGACCUGAUGGACCACAAGGACCUAAAGGAGAUCGUGGUAGAAAUCCUUAUCCUGCUUUUCCAAGAAAAGGAUUAAGAGGUGACACUGGAUUACCUGGAGCUCAAGGUGUUAUUGGUGCACCUGGAUUAAUGGGAAUGCCUGGAAGUGAUGGUUUACCUGGUCUUGAGGGUGAACCAGGAACAGAUGGUUUUCCAGGUAUUGGUGGACCAGAUGGAGUAGAUGGUCCACCAGGUCCACGUGGUUUUCAAGGAGAUACUGGUUAUCAAGGUGCUCCAGGUUUAACUGGACCUCGUGGUGAUGAUGCUGCACCUGGACCAGCACCAAAAAGUCGUGGUUUUCAUUUUGCUAGACAUUCACAAACUGAAAUGAUUCCUCAAUGUCCAAGAGGAACAGUUAAAAUGUGGGAUGGUUUUUCUUUACUUCAUAUUAUGGGAAAUAGUCAUCCAUGGGCUCAAGAUCUUGGUUCAGCUGGAAGUUGUCUACAAAAAUUCUCAGUUAUGCCAUUUUUAUUUUGUAAUUUAAAUAAUGUUUGUGAUUAUGCACAAAGAAAUGAUUACAGUUAUUGGUUAAGUUCAACUGAACCAAUGCCAAUGAUGAUGACACCAAUACCAGCACCAGAAGCUGGAAGAUAUAUAUCAAGAUGUUCUGUUUGUGAAGCACCAACAAGAAUGAUUGCUGUACACAGUCAAUCAAUGUCAAUACCAGAGUGUCCUGGUGGUUGGGAAGAAGCAUGGAUUGGUUAUAGUUUCUUGAUGCAUCGUGAUGCUGGUGCAGCUGGUGGAGGACAAUCACUCGUUUCACCAGGUUCAUGUCUUGAAGAAUUUCGUACACGUCCAUUUAUUGAAUGUCGUGGUCUUGGUACUUGUAAUUAUUUUUCAACAGCAAUAUCAUAUUGGCUUGCAACAAUAAAUGAUUAUGAAAUGUUCCGUAAACCACAAUCACAAACACUCAAAGCUGAUCAUACAUCACGUAUAAGUAGAUGUGCUGUUUGUCGACGUCGUCAAAUUAUUGAAGAUAAUAAUAAUAAUAAUAACAACAGUAGAUUUAAACAAUUUACUUCAAAUACAGCACGUUAUGUUCCACCACAACCACAACCACCACCAGUUAAUCCUUUACCUUUACAAUAUCCAUCAGAUAGACAACGUCAUGAACAACGAAAUAGAAAUAGAGGACCCAAUCAGGGACGAGUACCAAAUCGUAGAAGACAAAGAAUUUAUAAGCCUGAAGAAGCUAAUCAAGUCUUGGAUCAAUAAUACCAAAUAAUAAUUAAAUAAUUAAUGAUUAAAAUUAUAAAAAAACAAUAAUUACAAUGAAAAGUAAUUUGAUAAAAAAAAUAUAUAAAAAUACAAAC
Molecule: messenger RNA, 5747 nt
Organism: Aphidius gifuensis
Lineage: Eukaryota; Metazoa; Arthropoda; Insecta; Hymenoptera; Braconidae
Product: collagen alpha-5(IV) chain
Exons: 19
Coding region: 127-5649 (1840 amino acids)
Cellular component (GO): collagen trimer; basement membrane
Molecular function (GO): extracellular matrix structural constituent
Source: RefSeq, a predicted model, not a curated record